UGCUUAUUUAUAUGACAUUUUAACUUAUUUUUUUAGAUCAUGAAGCCACAAAUGAAAGAACGAUAUCGAAAACAAAAGUUUUUGAAAAAUUUAGGUCUACAACCUAAUAAGAAUACAAAGCCUGCAGAUGAUGAAAACGAUUUCAAUAUAUGCGAAAGAGUAUGUUUUUAUUACUUUGAUGAUGAUGCACAAGUGGUAUGUCGAGGUUGUUAUAAAAGUUUUAAAACAUGGUUAAACUAUCGAAUGCAUUUUAAUACAUUAUUAUGUCAUACAACUGAAACAAAUUAUAAGCUAAACACUUAUAAUGAUGUUUAUAAAAAAUACAAAUUAAAGAAAGCUAAGACAAAGAAAAAAAUUAAUGAACGUUUAAGUGCUGCACAACUUAUGGAUUUGGAAACUUUGAACACUCGUAAAACAAGAAAAAGAUGUUACAAAAACACUAGGGUAGUUGUUACUGUUUCAAAAUCUUCAUCAGACUCUGGUUCAUUAAGUUCAGAAAAAACAAAUGUAAAGACAAUAAAGAAAGAAGCUGCUGAAAAUCUUAUUAGUAGUGAUGAAAGUGUAGAGGAGUCAAAAACAAAAUCUAAACCAAAACCAAUUGGUUGCAAUACUGUGCAAGUUCAAGACAUUCCAAGUAGUACAAAAACUGUUAUUCCUAAUUCACCUCAUGACAAUCAGGCGACAUUAACCAUAAAAACUGAAUGGAAAACUAAUGACUUAUCUCAGAUUUCUUCAGACGAUCAUUCAUCAAGCUCUACUCAUAGUUUACCAAAAUAUACUCCCAAAAACAACGAGCCAUUAAAAUAUCAGUAUGUUUGUGUUAUUUGUGAUGCACAAUUUUUGAGUAAAUGUUCACUUACUAUGCACCAAGUACAGCAUAUCAAAUCUGACCGCAGUAGUUACAACGUUUUUAUGGCUGCAUUAACUCAAUCUGCUAAAGUUUAGCCCAUCAAAUGUCAUUUGAGUUAUGACAUAAAGGUAACUCUAAUCCCUAUAAUGAAGUAUCAAGUCCUAUUUAUUUAUUUAUUUAUAUAACAAUGGUUUAACAUAAACUGUUUGAUACUUAUGGUUGUACAUUUUUAAGAAAAUAACAGUUUUUUGUUUGUAUCAUUUAAGUUUUUAUCAUACGUGCAUUACCAUUAAAUAUCACAACAUGUGACCAUUGCCGUCUUUCAAACGUAUAUAUUUACUUUUA
Rhopalosiphum maidis (corn leaf aphid) is the source of this 1195-nucleotide messenger RNA. RefSeq lists its product as uncharacterized. Bases 40 to 945 code for a protein of 301 amino acids. The transcript is spliced from 4 exons. NCBI's taxonomy places the organism in Eukaryota, Metazoa, Arthropoda, Insecta, Hemiptera, Aphididae. The record is from RefSeq and is a predicted model, not a curated record.